Molecule: messenger RNA, 898 nt
Organism: Cuscuta epithymum
Lineage: Eukaryota; Viridiplantae; Streptophyta; Magnoliopsida; Solanales; Convolvulaceae
Source: the annotation of a GenBank genome assembly
AUGAUGUGUUUCGCUAUUUGUUCAUGUCACUUGCACCAUGGAAGAGAGCAUGGGAGCAUUGCAUUCCUGUUCUUAUUAUCGAUGGUUCUUUUAUGAAGGCGUACUACAAAGGGACAUUACUUACCGCAUGUAGCCAAGAUGCAAACAAACAGAUUGUGCCUUUAGCGUUUGCUGUAUGUGAUUCUGAGAGCACUGCGUCCUGGAAGUGGUUCUUUACAAGGCUCAAAGAGUGCCUUAAACAUCGUGAUGACAUGUACAUUGUGUCAGAUAGACAUAAAGGUAUUAUCAAAGCUGCAAAGGCCAUCUUUCCACACGCUUCCCAUGGAUAUUGUUGUGAACAUCUGCGGCGUAAUAUGAGAUCCAAAUUUCGAGGUAAGUCAUCCAACCAUGGUUGGAAAUUUAAAGCUGCAUGGGAGGCUGCAACUGUGAAUGAAUGCUAUCAAUAUUUGUCCAUGUUGGAUGAGGAAGAUGCUAGGAUUCGUCCGUGGCUAGAGAAGAUUGGAACGGAAAAGUGGGCUCGAAGCAUGGCAGUUAAGAGUCGAUGGGGUGUUAUGACCUCUAACUGUGCAGAGGCCAUGAACAGCAUGGAUGCUAAUGCAAGAGAGUACCCUGUCGCUAAGCUUUUGGAUUUUAUCCGAGAAAGAAUGCAAACAUGGUUUGCGGAGCGGCUAGAAGAUGCAACUUCAUCAACUACUCAUUUGACUCUAAAGUUUGAGAAACAUUUAGUUUCAUUGCAGAGGGAUGCUUCAAGGAUGAGGGUUAAACCGUCAUGCCGUUAUGAGUUUGAAGUUGUUGAUAGACUUCGUAGAUCUUUUAUUGUCAAUCUCAAUGACCGAACAUGCACGUGCCGUAUGUUUCAAUUAGAGCAUUUUGUUUGUGUACAUGCUGUAGCUGCCAU